AUGCCGGGGCAGAUAUUGCUCAACGGGAGACUAAUGGUGUAUCAGAAUCCAGCCACCGGUGCCCAUGUCGCCGAUGUGCCCAUUGCGACGUCCGAAGACGUUGAGGAGGCCGUGGAAGCGGCCCGAAAGGCACAACCUGCCUGGGCAGCCACCCCAGCGUACCUCCGCGCGAGGGUGCUACGCAAAUUCGCAGACUUGAUUUACGAGAACAGAGCCCACCUUCAAGAGCUCGAUUCCGUGUGCAUGGGCAAGCCAGUAACUCAAGUUGCGGAAGAUAUCGAGGAAGGUCGGAACAUUCUCAACUAUUUCUCAGGUCUGGUCGAACUCGCCAGCGGCCAGACGUCUCUAAACGCUCCCGAUCAUCUCAACAUGAUGGUGAGGCAGCCUUUUGGCGUCGUUGCGGCCAUAGUCCCAUGGAAUUUCCCGACCAUGCUCGCAUGCCAUGAAAUUGGUCCAUCGACGGGCGCAGGUAACGCCUUGAUCUUGAAGACUUCGGAAAAGUCACCUCUGAGUGGUAUCUUUCUUGGACAAUUGACAGCGGAAGCCGGCUUUCCUCCAGGAGUGGUCAAUAUCAUCUCAGGCGCAGGAGAAACGGGCUCACUUUUGUCUUCGCAUAUGAAGAUUCGGAAAAUCAGCUUCACCGGCUCAACGCAAGCAGGCCGAGCUGUCAUGCAGGCAGCGGCAAAGUCGAACCUCAAAGAUGUGGCACUCGAGCUCGGUGGUAAAUCGCCGUUGCUGGUCUUCGCAGAUGCCAACCUUGCACAGGCAGCAUCGUCAGCCAUCAAGUCCAUCACGACAAACGCAGGACAGAUCUGUACCGCCUCCUCAAGGCUCUAUGUGGAGAAAUCUAUCGCCAGCGAAUUCAAGAAAACCCUAGCUGCCGGCUUCAAGGCGCUGGUUCAAGGUGACCCAAGCGACCCAAAAACGUUCCUCGGUCCCCAGGCAGAUUCGCGACAAGCACAGAAUAUCCUUCGUUAUUUUGAAAUCGCCAAAAAGGACGGACAAGUUUUGGUGGGAGGAGAAGCUGCCAGCGAGCUGGGCAAGAACUUCAUUCGUCCUACCAUUUUCUCCGACAUUCCCGAUUCCAGCAAAGCCAACGUCGAAGAAAUCUUUGGUCCCGUCUUGGUCUUGCACGAAUUCGAAUCGGAGACGGAAGCGGUGCAACGAGCCAACGACACUGAAUAUGGUCUCUAUGCCUCAGUAUUCACCAAGGACGUGAACAAAGCUAUGAGAGUUGCUCGUGCCCUGGAGGCUGGUAGUGUAGGUGUCAAUACGGCAUCACCCUAUGGCGCCUAUGAAUUGCCCUUUGGAGGGUUCAAAGCCUCGGGCAUCGGUAGGCAAAAAGGAUCGUCUGCAUUAACGGCUUGGACCCAGGAAAAGUCUAUCUUCGUGAACCACAGCGAUGAACAGGAAUAA
Molecule: messenger RNA, 1416 nt
Organism: Exophiala spinifera
Lineage: Eukaryota; Fungi; Ascomycota; Eurotiomycetes; Chaetothyriales; Herpotrichiellaceae
Exons: 8
Coding region: 1-1416 (471 amino acids)
Molecular function (GO): aldehyde dehydrogenase (NAD+) activity
Source: RefSeq, a predicted model, not a curated record